ACGUCGGUCACUCCUACGCUGGUUCUUCAAGGUGUAGGAGCGACGACAGUGAUUCCCGGAGGAGAUGCCGACUCCAACCGUGCCCAGGAGAUUCGCGCAGCGGAUGCGGCGGCGAUGCCACCACCGCCGCCACAAAACCCAACGGCAGCGCCUCUAGGAGGAGCGACGGCGCAACCAGGGGGAGCAGCGGGACAAGGAGGGGCACCACCACAGGCAACGGUGCAAGUCCCCGUCCAGCAGGUGGUAAUGACCAGGCAGGAGAUGCAACAAAUGGUGGCGGAGGCAGCUGCGCAGACGGUGCAGCAAGUCACAAACAGUCUCUCUCGGGCUACGGCGAUGCUGAACACUGUUGCAGGGUCACGCCAAAAUGCGGAGGAGGAUGAAUCCAGCUAUGGUCAAGGCGGGAGGUUGAUUAGGAGUUUGCGGGCAGGACCGUGUCGGACUUCUCUGGCUAAGACUCCUGCUCAUACGUAUGAUGAGGUGUUGAGGAGGUGUAAGAAAUAUAUUAAUCUUGAGGAGACCGAGGCAGAGUUUGCCAAGCUAGAGGAGUUAGGUCGAGGGGAGUCGAGGAAGGAGAAAGCAGUUUCGCCUAAAAGGAGAGCCUCGCCCAGGAGAGAGGGGCGAGCUAAGCAGGAUCGGGGACGAGAGGAGAGAUGGAAGGACCGACCUAUCUCUGGAGGGAAAAGAUUCCAUGAUUACACCUCAUUGAACGCGAAGGUAGCCGAGGUCUUGAUGGCCAUGGAGAAAGGGAUAGAUGGGAAAGAUGUGACGUGGCCAAGGUCGAGGUUCGAAGGGCCAACCCAACCGAAGUCGAGGAGAUAUUGCCGCUUCCACAAAGACUAUGGCCAUACUACUGAGGAUUGUCGGCAUCUCAAGGACGAGAUUGAGCGCCUUAUUCGAGCAGGGCAUCUCAAGGAGUUUGUUUAUCAGGAUAAGGGGAGGAGGAAGGAGAAGAGAAGGUGUCGGGAGGACUCGGAGGAGAAGAGCGAGGAGGAUGAUGAUGAGGAUGCGCGAGGUGGUCGAGAUGGUCGAAAAAUAGAUGAAGGGAAAAGGAGGCGAGGAAGUAGGGAGCGGGAAAGAGAAGGAGAUGGAGGCCAAGUGAAGAGAGGCACGAUAUAUAUGAUUUCAGGAGGACCGACGAACGGAGACUCGAAUAAUGCAAGGAGAGGCCAUGUUCGAGCAAUGAAAAGGAAAAGGGAGGAGGUGGGUAUCACGGCCCGAGUACCAGAAAUCAGUUUUCGAGCAGAGGAUGCAGCAGGGGUGGUGGUACCUCACAGUGAUGCCUUGGUAAUUACGGCUGAAGUUGCAGGUUUUGAUGUGAAAAGGGUGUUUAUAGACACAGUGAGUUCGGUCGAUGUCAUGUUUUAUGAUUGCUUUGUGCAAAUCAAUCGGGAGUUGAAUGUGGAGCUGAAGCCGGUGGCUACGGCCUUGUAUGGCUCUAACGGCGGGGAGGUUAUGCCAAUGGGAGAAGUGA
Molecule: messenger RNA, 1474 nt
Organism: Striga hermonthica
Lineage: Eukaryota; Viridiplantae; Streptophyta; Magnoliopsida; Lamiales; Orobanchaceae
Source: the annotation of a GenBank genome assembly